Messenger RNA from Cololabis saira (Pacific saury), 1778 nucleotides. RefSeq names its product coronin, actin binding protein, 1A (gene coro1a). Gene Ontology annotation, molecular function: actin filament binding. Gene Ontology annotation, biological process: actin filament organization; cell migration. The coding region runs from base 137 to 1507 and encodes 456 amino acids. The transcript has 11 exons. NCBI's taxonomy places the organism in Eukaryota, Metazoa, Chordata, Actinopteri, Beloniformes, Belonidae. The record is from RefSeq and is a predicted model, not a curated record.
CUUCCUUCAUGUCAGUUUGUGAUGUACUUUAACCCACCGUCUCCUUGACGUCUUCACUCCGGAGGCAGGGUGUCUGGUCCACCGCUGAGAACGUUUUUUUUGAGCCGAAUCGAGCCCUCACCACUCCCAGUUCACCAUGGCCAAGAGAGUCGUCAGGACCAGUAAGUUCCGUCACGUCUUCGGCCAAGGCGUGAAGGCGGACCAGUGCUACGAUGACAUCCGCAUCUCCCAGAUGACCUGGGACAGCAACUUCUGCUCCGUCAACCCCAAGUUUGUGGCCAUGAUUGUGGACGCCAGUGGCGGCGGAGCCUUCAUGGUGCUGCCCCUGCACAAGACCGGGCGUAUCGACAUGUCCUACCCGACCGUCUGUGGCCACACGGGUCCGGUCCUGGACAUCGAGUUCUGCCCUCACAACGACAACAUCAUCGCCAGCGGCUCUGAGGACUGCAGCGUCAUGAUCUGGGAGAUCCCGGACGGCGGGCUGACCACGUCGCUCACAGAACCGGUGGUGAAACUGGAGGGACACUCCAAGCGCGUGGGCAUCCUGAGCUGGCACCCCACUGCCCACAACGUGCUGAUGACCGCAGGCUGCGACAACGUGGUGAUCCUGUGGAACGUGGCCCGUGGGGAAGCCGUGGUGAGGAUCGACACCGUGCACCCCGACCUCAUCUACAGCGCGUCCUGGAACCGGGACGGCUCCAGCAUCCUCACCUCCUGCAAAGACAAGACGCUGCGGGUGCUGGACCCCAUCAAGGGCACCGUUCUCCUCGAGCGGGAGAAACCUCACGAGGGCUCCAGGCCUAUCAGGGCCGUGUUCGUGUCCGAUGGGAAGAUUCUGAGUACCGGCUUCAGUCGCAUGAGCGAGAGGCAGGUGGCGCUGUGGGAUCCGAAGAACUUCAAGGAGCCGCUGACCCUGCAGGAGCUCGACACCAGCAGCGGCGUCCUCCUGCCCUUUUUUGACCCAGACACCGGCGUCGUCUACCUCUGUGGCAAGGGAGACAGCAGCAUCCGUUACUUCGAGGUGACGGACGAAGCUCCCUACGUCCACUACCUGUCCAUGUACAGCAGCAAGGAGAGCCAGAAGGGGAUGGGGUACAUGCCCAAGAGGGGGCUGGAGGUCAACAAAUGUGAAAUUGCCAGGUUCUACAAACUCCACGAGAGGAAAUGUGAACCUAUAGUCAUGACUGUCCCUCGCAAGUCGGAUCUGUUCCAGGAGGAUCUGUACCCGGACACCAUCGGUCCAGAGCCCUCGGCCGAAGCCGACGAGUGGUUCGAAGGCAAAAACGCUCCGCCUAUUAUGAUCUCCCUAAAGGAUGGGUUUGUAGCGACCACUAAAGCCAAGGAGUUCAAAGUUCACAAGAGUCUCCUGAAGACCACGGCCGCUUCUGCUGGGAGUCAACAGGACGGCGGCGAGGAGGUCCAGUCCUUGAAGAAGGAGGUGAAAGACCUGAAGGCGGCGCUGGAGGAGCUGAGCAAGCGUGUGAGUGAGCUGGAGACCAAGGAUUAAAAGUGGGAUGCGAAAACGAGAAAAUCAAACCGAGAACAGAAGUCUACGGAGGAGUGGCGCCACUCGUACAGACGAAGAAAGCGAGAAAACUGUUGUUCACUUUUGGUCCCAGCGAUACAAAGGGAACAGAUGUUAUGAAACUGUUUUUCUUCUUUUUUUUUUGGUAGCUUAAAGCAUGAGUUAGUUUAUUUGAUUUUCUGUGACCCGUUUUACAAAUUCCUUAUUUUAAUAUAUGCUUUUUGUUUGAAAUAAAGUCUUUUGUAUUUCCAAA